UUGGGAUACGAAACAUUUCCAUAUCGAAUAUCUAAUAUUCAUUAUUUCCAGUCCACAUUCCGCCAAAGCUGCCGCCAUGCGCUAUGCUUCACUUCACCGUCAUGGAUCACGACUACUUGCAAUCGAACGAUUUCGCUGGAGAAGCAUUUCUGGAGCUGGCUGAUGUUCCCUGGCUUCGGAGUGGCUGGCGGCAAUACACUUCGACAAUUUAAUCUCAUUGCUUAUACAACCUGUUCGAAUAAUAAAGAAAUAAUUGAUGUCUUGGCAAGUAGAAAAGAAGAUAAAGAAGCGCUCGAAUUCCUUCGGUCGAUUACUACGGCUUAUUAG
Messenger RNA from Cooperia oncophora, 327 nucleotides. NCBI's taxonomy places the organism in Eukaryota, Metazoa, Nematoda, Chromadorea, Rhabditida, Trichostrongylidae. The record is from the annotation of a GenBank genome assembly.